Molecule: messenger RNA, 1475 nt
Organism: Conger conger (European conger)
Lineage: Eukaryota; Metazoa; Chordata; Actinopteri; Anguilliformes; Congridae
Gene: ciapin1
Product: cytokine induced apoptosis inhibitor 1
Exons: 9
Coding region: 422-1363 (313 amino acids)
Biological process (GO): iron-sulfur cluster assembly
Cellular component (GO): cytoplasm
Molecular function (GO): iron-sulfur cluster binding
Source: RefSeq, a predicted model, not a curated record
CUAACGACUGAUAAACUAAAGUGACUUGCUACUUGUAUAGCUCAGCUCGUAACUGAAUACAUUCGCGUUUAUGCUCAAAAUGUACAUGCGUCUGUCAAGAUAGACCAAGCUAUCAAAUGUUUUAUGUUUUCCCCACUGGUUUCAGAAAUCCAGGUUAACAUCCCGACUCGGGCUAGGCAGUUAGCUAACGUAAAGUAAUAAUGCCGAAGUACUCGACUCAACUAAAGUGUCACAUAACCGUCCCCACCUGACCUUUGCUAUUGCCGCAGCUCUGUCGCGUCCAUUUGACCGGAGUGGAAUCAUCGUGCCGGUCACUUGCAGUGAUACCGGAGGCCAUCGCUGCGCAUUUUUACCGAACCUUUAUUGUUAUUAUAUUUUAUCAUAUUGGAUUAUAUAAUUGACUCAUAUCGUGGCCAAGACAAUGGAGAGCCUUGGUGUGCAGGAGGGACAGAAGGUGCUGCUGGUGUGGUCCCUGCCCUGCCGGCCUGUAGAGAUGAAGGAGCUGGCAGAGGGUCUGGGAGCUUUGGUGGGGAGCACAGGCCAGGUGUCUGUGGAGAACAUGGAGAGACUACAGCUCUCCUCUCACCAGCCGUCCAGCUUUGACAUGGUUCUGUCGGGGCUGAUUCAGGGGAGCUGUGCGGUGCACAGUCUGGAUACUCUCGCAGAGAUGACCAAAGUGACCAGGCCUGGAGGAAAAGUUGUACUGGAGGAGCCAGUCACAGCCAGCGAGGACGGUAAAAUAAGGACCACCCAGAAGCUGAUGUCGGCCCUGAAGCUGUCCGGCCUGGUCUCAGUCACAGAGGUGAGCUCGGCGCCCCUGAGCCUGGAGGACGUGGAUUCCCUGCGGGAGGCGACAGGGUACCAGGGGAACUCCCUCUCUAGGCUGCGCAUAUCCGGCUCUAAGCCCAGCUACGAGGUGGGCUCCUCCAGCCAGCUCAAGCUCUCCUUCGCCAAGAAGACACCCACACCAGUAGAGAAACCUGCUCUGGAUCCCGGCACUGCCAGUUUGUGGACCCUGUCAGCCAACGACAUCGAGGACGAGGAAGUGGACCUGAUGGACUCGGACCUGCUCCUGGAUGACGAGGACCUGAAGAAGCCUGACCCCGCCUCCCUCAAAGCUCCCGUGUGUGGUGACGGUGCCGCCAAAAAGAAGAAAGCCUGCAAGAACUGCACGUGUGGUCUAGCGGAGGAGCUGGAUGCAGACAAUACUUCUGGCAAGAAGAGCAGUCAGGCGAAGUCUGCCUGUGGAAGUUGUUACCUGGGUGACGCGUUCCGCUGUGCCAGCUGCCCGUACCUGGGGAUGCCCGCCUUCAAACCCGGAGAUAAGAUCUACGUGCCCACCUCGCAGCUCACCGAUGCAUGAAAUCUCCCCUCUAGUCCUCCUGUAUCAGCACCACAUUCCCCUCUGCCCUGUCCCACACAUUCCGCCCUCCCCCCCGAGUCACCCCCCCCCCCCCCCCCCCCUUUUAGUUGCC